Messenger RNA from Lathyrus oleraceus (garden pea), 567 nucleotides. RefSeq lists its product as uncharacterized. NCBI's taxonomy places the organism in Eukaryota, Viridiplantae, Streptophyta, Magnoliopsida, Fabales, Fabaceae. The record is from RefSeq and is a predicted model, not a curated record. The coding region runs from base 1 to 567 and encodes 188 amino acids. The transcript has a single exon.
AUGAUUGUGGAACAACACAAAAGAUACAAAGCUGCAACAAUGUACACCGAGCUAUGUGGAGAGAAGGAGCAAGUUACUUGGAGGAAAAUUUUCUUCUCAAAUCAUGCUAGACCCCAGACUUUGUUUGUGCUUUGGCUUGCUCUAUUGGGUCGACUGCCUACAAAGGAUAAACUGACUCGUUUUAGAAUUCAUACAGAUGAGAAAUGUAUGUUAUGUCAGGAAAAUGAGAAUAUUGAUCAUGUUUUCUUCGAGUGCCAAACCACAGGGGCAAUAUGGACAAAAAUCAUGAAACAACUUGGAUAUAACAGGGCUCCAAAAAGAUGGACAUAUGAAGUUAAAUGGUUGAGCUGUGAAACACAGAAGAAAGGUUGGAGAAGACAAAUCUUGAAAAUUGCAGUUGCUGGAACUAUGUACAACAUAUGGAGAGCAAGAAAUGACAUGGAUUUCUCAAACAAGAAGAUGAAGGAUACCAUUAAAGAUCACAUCACUUAUACAACUAUCAUGAGAUGUUGCUUGAGUACCAAACUUAGAGCUCAUAUUGAUACAACUAAUAUAUGUAUAUGUUAA